AGAGCGAGAUGGUGGAGGAGGGGAGAGAGAGAUUGCGAAGAAGGGGGGCUGAGAGGAUUUCAUGUAGACGGAAUAACGCACACAGGAGCAGAGGAAUAGAGGAGGGGGGUUACAUUCAACGCAUUGAAGGAAUUGCUGUUUGACUGCGUUGUAGAAGGUUUCACACAAAGAAUGGAUAACUAACAAGCUGGGGGAUCGUAAAUACAAACGCACAUUGACGACAAAUUAAUGCACCAAAAACAAACGAAAGGAUUGGAAUCUACAUUAUUUUAAAACUUUGGAAGGAGGAGUUUGAAGAAGUUUGAAGACGGGGUCUGAAUGUAGUAAGUUAAGUAGACUAAAGAAGCUGAGAUUGCAUAUUUUGGAUGAACGUUUCCAGAGGAAAGUGGAGGACAGAAACAGAAGGAAAGAUGUGAGCAGAGACGAGCGUUCACUUUUAUAAAAGGCCUAAUGUUUACAAUAUUUAACCACUUUUGUUUUGCGCAUGGCCUUUCAAAUACGUUUAUUUUCUCAAAUAAUAUUGGGUCGGACGGAGGAAAACUGUUUAGUCCAGAAUGCGCAUGGUCUUUAAUCGAGAUGUCAGCUGUAUUUUGCGUGCCGUAAUUUUUUUUUUUGGGGGGGGGGUAGCCUAAAAUACUUGGAUACAGUCGUAAAGAAGAUAGUUUGUAGCCUUCCCAUUUCCCCAAGAGUAUGCCAAGAGUAUGCCAAGAGUAUGCCAAGAGUAUGCCAAUCUGUGUUGGAACAACGUGGCCAAUUUCUGUUUGUUUAUUGUAACUUUAUUGCAACAAUUGCUAUAUGUAUCCGUGUGGAUUGCAACCUCGUGUAGCCUAGGUUGCAGUACAUUUGGUUGAAUUUCUUUUCAUUAUAUUGUACAGUAAAUAUAUAUUUAAAAAAAAUGGUGGGCCAAUUCGUUGGUAAAAUAAUUAGUAAAUAAAAUCUAUAUCUAUUUGAUGGCUUUUUCCGUCGUUGAUAGAGAGUUUGAUCGGGUUUCCAAUCGUACAGUGCGGCUCACAGAGGAGGACUGCAGUUUGGUGGAUAAAAGACUGGAGCCCAUUUCAACCAGGAGUCUGAUACCGGAUAACGACUCGAACCAACGGACCACUCGUGGGAAAGGCCAGAUUUUGGGGGGAUUUAACUUCACAAGCCUGGAAUCUAAUUUUAUUCACUUUUGUGAGAUAACCCGAAUCCUGUCCUGUAGGCUAUGCCUGUGUAAACCGUGAUCAGGCAGGUAUGCAGUUGAACCGACCGAAGAGCGCUUUAGUGUCGAGCUUCAACCCGUCGAUUUCCCCUGAGACGACAGCCAGGACCGGUUCCUUCUCCAGCCAGUUCAAAACAAUGCGCUUCUCCUACCAUAUCAGCCGCAGCAUGGCCAGGCCACAACCACCGCUGCGCAGGAUACGCCCGUCCUCCUCCAGUCCUCGGCUGAUGACUAAGAGCCUAUCCCUGGAGCCUGGUGCUCACGGUGCAUGCCUUGGGGCCCACGACGACGACUCAGACACCCAGACAGAGACCCCUCGCCUAAGCUCAGACCCCGGCCCUCAAACCUCCGGGCCACUGGGUCUGCAAGCCCCCGGGGCCCUGCUGCACCCCACUGGACACGGCUGUAACAGAGGAGACAAUGAGAGUGGAACUCCUCAAGAAGUGCCCUACACCGCCCUCAAGCCACGCCCUCCCUUACCUGGGCCUAAACCACAAGUGCCCCCAAAGCCUCCUCACCUGCAGCAGAGUGCUGGUGCUGCUAGACCACGCCCCCGUGCCCCGGACAAGCCCCUCCCUCUGCCUCCACCAUGUAGACCUCUGCCUGCAGACCCCAGAGGGGGAGGAGCCAGCCAACCCCCAACACUCCCCCGCGUUGAGGGAAGCUCCUCCCCCACCGCAUGCGUGCUCUCCCUCAUCGAGAAGUUUGAGAGGGAGAAGAUCAUUGUGGUGCCUGAUAUAACGGGAGGAGGUCUCUGUACCCCCUGGGUCCUCGAGACGGGACCAGGAGGAGACCCCUUCUCUCCCCCAGCCUCAGAGCUCCCUCUGGGCUGUCUCCCAGCGGCCUGGCCCCCUGGUUCCUCUCAAGACCUCCAGGAGCUCCAGGAUCUACCUCAGGGGCCGGCUGUGCUGGUUAAUGUGUUGCCGGGGGAUACGGAGGGACCAGAGGACGAUAAUGAACUAGGAACGUUGUGCUCCAUCUCUGACAAGCGUCUGUCCAUGGAGUCUGGCUACAGCGCCUCGGAGAGACUCACGGACACCAUGGAGAUGAGGGAGCAGGCGGGGUCAGAAUCAGAGAGACAAUCAGAGAUCCCCUCUGACCACUUGCCCCUCCUCCAGCCGCAGACGGACGGCAAGCUGGCCAAUCGGGACUCUGGCAUCGACAGCAUCAGCUCUCCGUCCCACAGUGAGGAGUUGUGUUUCGCCGGCGACGAGGACCGGGUCAUCUACCCGUGUAGUCCCGCCCUCACGCUGCCACGCCUCUCUAGCUCCUCUUCCUCCGGCUAUGCCGAUGGUCCGGGUGGAGAGGGGGCAUCGGCUGAGGGGGGGAGAGAUUCGGAGGGGGACAGUGACUUGGAGGAGGGGAGUGGGGACGAGACAAUUGAACUGAUUAACCCCAUGAUGGAUCUGCUGCCUUUGGCCCUGCCUAAAACAGACAGACAGGACUCUACAGAGCUGUCGGUGCAGCAGCGUGUGUUCAACAUAGCCAAUGAGCUCCUCCACACAGAGAAGGCCUACGUGUCUCGGCUGUACCUCCUGGACCAGGUGUUCUGCUCCUCCCUCCUGGAGGAGGCGCGCUCCCGCUCCUCCUUCCCUCUAGACGUGGUGAUGGGUAUCUUCUCCAACAUCUGCUCUAUAUACUGUUUCCACCAGCAGUUCCUGCUCCCCGCCCUGGAGAAACGCAUGGCAGAGUGGGAUUUGAACCCGCGCAUCGGGGACAUCCUGCAGAAGCUAGCCCCCUUCCUGAAGAUGUACGGAGAGUACGUGAAGAACUUUGACCGGGCCAUGGAGCUGGUCAACACCUGGAUGGAGAGGUCGUCCCAGUUCAAAGCCAUCGUCCACCACAUCCAGAGAGAGGAGCGCUGUGAUAACCUGACCCUACAGCACCACAUGUUGGAGCCGGUUCAGAGGAUUCCUCGCUACGAGCUGCUGCUGAAGGACUACCUGCACCGCCUACCUGACGACCAUGAUGACUUUCAACAUGCACAGAAAUCUCUGGAGUUAAUCGCCACAGCUGCAGAGCACUCCAACACAGCCAUCAGAAAGAUGGAGCGAAUGCGUAAGCUGCUGAAGGUGUAUGAGCUGCUGGGAGGAGAGGAGGACAUCGUUAACCCUACUAACGAACUCAUCAAGGAGGGACACAUCCUCAAGCUGUCGGCCAAGAACGGCACCUCACAGGACAGAUACCUCAUCCUGUUCAAUGAUAGGUUAUUGUACUGCGUCCCUAAACUGAGGCUGAUUGGUCAGAAGUUUGGGGUGAGAGCCAGGAUCAACGUGGAUGGGAUGGAGCUGAAGGAGAGCAGCAGCGUUAACGUUCCCAGAACCUUCCUGGUGUCUGGAAAACAACGAUCACUAGAACUACAGGCCAGGACUGAAGAAGAGAAGAAGGACUGGAUCCAGGCUAUCCAGGCCACCAUUCAGAGACAUGAACAGACACUAGCCACGUUCCACCAUCUCAACUGCUCUCUCCGAGAUGAGGACUACACUCCUCCCAACUCACCUAAACAGGCGUCGGUGGCUGCAGAGAACAGUGUGAUGUGUAGCUUCCUCCACCACAUGGAGAAGGGAACAGGCAGAGGCUGGCAGAAAGCCUGGUUUGUCAUCCCAGAGAAUGAACCACUGGUGCUGUACAUAUACGGUGCUCCUCAGGAUGUGAAAGCCCAGCGCUCUGUACCCCUGAUUGGCUUCGAGGCCUCCCUUCCUGAGUCAUGUGACCGCCCAGAACGCCGCUUUGCCUUCAAAAUCAGCCAAUCCCACCUUACGCUCUACUUCAGUGCCGAUGGGGAGGAGCUACAGCGCCGCUGGAUAGAGGUCCUAUCACGCGCAGGGAGAGGGGAGGAGUUACAGGCUCACAGUUCAAUCACAGAGGCCCUAGAGGAGGAAGGGGAGGAGACUGCAACCUCGGGAGAGAAUACAUGAUUGAUUUUGAGGCGUACAAUCAAUAUUAGAUCUGUUCUCUAAAGACACAAAACUACAAACUGUACAGAACAUGUGUAGCACACACACACACACACACACACACACACACACACACACACACACACACACACACACACACACACACACACACACACACACACACACGCACACACACACACACACACACACACAGUUUAAAACGUACAUACACACACAGGUACGCACACACAAACUCACACACACACCUCUUUGUAUUUAAUGUCAGUGAUCAGUCAGUUGCAUGAUAAUAUCUACAGGUCUGUUUCUCUCAGUCAGUGUAUUGCUCAUCAACUCGUCACAGUGAACCAGUGUUUGCAACAACAACAAAAAAAACUGCCAAAAGUCCAAGUAAAGUGUUGCUCUCAUCCUACCUUCAGAAGAUAUAUCAGAAGAAUGCAGUAUACAAAGAUGUGUGUCACAGUGAAUAGCUUCCCUCCAGUCAGACAUUGACAUUGUGUGUCACAGUGAAUAGCUUCCCUCCAGUCAGACAUUGACAUUGUGUGUCACAGUGAAUAGCUUCCCUCCAGUCAGACAUUGACAUUGUGUGUCACAGUGAAUAGCUUCCCUCCAGUCAGACAUUGACAUUGUGUGUCACAGUGAAUACCUUCCCUCCAGUCAUACAUUGACAUUGUGUGUCACAGUGAAUACCUUCCCUCCAGUCAGACAUUGACAUUGUGUGUCACAGUGAAUACCUUCCCUCCAGUCAGACAUUGACAUAGUGUGUCACAGUGAAUAGCUUCCCUCCAGUCAGACAUUGACAUUGUGUGUCACAGUGAAUAGCUUCCCUCCAGUCAGACAUUGACAUUGUGUGUCACAGUGAAUAGCUUCCCUCCAGUCAGACAUUGACAUUGUGUGUCACAGUGAAUAGCUUCCCUCCAGUCAGACAUUGACAUUGUGUGUCACAGUGAAUAGCUUCCCUCCAGUCAGACAUUGACAUUGUGUGUCACAGUGAAUAGCUUCCCUCCAGUCAUACAUUGACAUUGUGUGUCACAGUGAAUAGCUUCCCUCCAGUCAGACAUUGACAUUGUGUGUCACAGUGAAUAGCUUCCUCCAGUCAGACAUUGACA
Salmo salar (Atlantic salmon) is the source of this 5222-nucleotide messenger RNA. The record is from RefSeq and is a predicted model, not a curated record. NCBI's taxonomy places the organism in Eukaryota, Metazoa, Chordata, Actinopteri, Salmoniformes, Salmonidae.